AAGUCUCGAUGGACAAGCCCGGCAAAGAGCGUAACCUGGCACGGCCUGCGAGCGUCGCGCCGCUACAGACCCAGACAAGUCUGAACCGCGUUGCUCUCAGCCGAUGCGUGUCGUCGCCAGCUAACAAGGUCGUCGCCAAGAGCAAUCUCUUUGGCGGCGCCGACGCCAAGGCCGCGCGCCUCGGCGAAUUCGGGCGUCAGAAUCCGUUCGAGACGGACUUCACCGAGCACGAGCUUGUCGCUCAAGGAGGGUUUGGAAAAGUCUACAAGUGCAAGUCCAAGGUCGACGGCCGCGCAUACGCGAUCAAGAUCCAGCAAUUCAAGUUCACGCCCCGAUCCAUCUUUCAGCCGACCGAAAUCAAGGAGAAAAUCCUACGGGAAGUGCAUUUGCUUGCGAGUCUGGACCACGAAAACGUGUGUCGAUACUUCAAUACGUGGAUCCUUGGCACGGUCGUCACUGGGUCGUCACCGCCCACACGUCCGUCGACGCAGCGGUCGGAAGGCGACGAAGACAGCUCGUUCUUGAGCUGGGACGAAGACGAUACGAACGCGUCCCUGGACCGAGUCGAGUUUGAGCGCACUACGUCGUCCACGGCAAGCGAAGAUGAUGUGUCGCCGCCACGACCGCCACGUCGCCUGCCGGUCACGCUCCAAAUGGAUGUGUACAUCCAAAUGGCGUUGUACAAGGGCAACUCGCUGCAGCACUGGCUGCAGGAACGCAAGUCGAUCGACGUGCAAGCCAACUUUGCGAUCUUCAACCAACUUGUUGCUGGUCUCCAGUACAUUCACAGCCAAGGUCUUGUGCACCGCGACAUCAAGCCCGCCAACGUCUUCCUCACCGAAGGCGCGUGCGUCAAGAUCGGCGAUUUUGGCUUGGCGACGCGCGAGUCGGCGACCUUGGCCCAAGAUACCGGUGUGGGUACGCCGCUGUACGCGAGUCCGGAGCAGAUUCGCGGCGACGUCGUCUGCGAUGCGUCCACCGACCUCUACAGCCUCGGACUCGUGCUCUGUGAGCUCUUUUGCGUGUUUGAAACGCAAAUGGAGAAGUACGUGACGCUCAUGCAGGCGCGCGAUGGCAUCUUGCCGCCCACGAUGCACAUGACGGCGCGAAACCUUGUCUUGCAGCUGGUCCAGGCUGACCCCAAAGCGCGCCCAACGUGCGCAGCAAUUGAAGAAAUGGUUGAGCUACUGCCGUACGGCGGCUCUCAGAUAGCGAUCCGCUCGCGGCGCGCCUCCCGCGCCAUGAGCUGCGUGUACGAGUCUGACUCGGAAAGCGGGGACAUUGGCAUAUAUGGUGUUAUCGCGCAACUGGAAGCGCUCGAGGCCAAGAGCGCCGAAGUGUUGCGUUGCCUGCCGACGACGGCCGACGUCGUUGAGCUCCAGGCUCAGAGCGCCGAACGGUCGCGGCUCCUCGCUCGCCUCCAAGAGAUCGCGGCCCGUUAGCAUGCCUUUUCAAGAUAUAAUUUGAAGUUUCG
Messenger RNA from Saprolegnia parasitica CBS 223.65, 1474 nucleotides. RefSeq names its product PEK protein kinase. The record is from RefSeq and is a predicted model, not a curated record. The transcript has a single exon. Lineage: Eukaryota; Oomycota; Saprolegniomycetes; Saprolegniales; Saprolegniaceae. Gene Ontology annotation, biological process: protein phosphorylation. The coding region runs from base 9 to 1442 and encodes 477 amino acids. Gene Ontology annotation, molecular function: ATP binding; protein kinase activity.